CAAGAAGCAGCCACAAGUAUGGUGCCAUUUGUCAUUCUAUGAUCAGGACCUGCUACUCCUCUCCACCGCAAACGCUCAUUCAUUGUUUAACAAACAGUAAUCACACUUGUUGGUAGGUGAAAUUGGAAGAACACAAACAUUAAGCAUCAUGCAUAUUCUGUUUGUGUGGUUCAGGUUGUAAUGAAUUUACCAUUACCAUUUACCACUGAGCGAAUCAUAGGCAUGGCUGUGGUACCUUUCCCAUACUCGGGAACCCCCACUCUUUCAUCUCUUCCACUAUCUCAACAAAAAGGGCUUAAAACCAAUCCAAACACGUCCUCACUAAUCCAAUGCUGCCACAGCCUAAAAAGUAGCAACGGGCAAGCGAGAUUUGAAGAGAAGUUGCAUCCUGAAACUGAAGCUGUCCCACCCAGGCCUCGAAGGAUAAUCCUGGUUAGGCACGGAGAGAGUGAAGGAAACGUGGAUGAGAGCGUGUACACCAGAAUACCUGAUCCCAAGAUACCCCUCACUGAAAAGGGCAAGCUCCAAUCACAAGAAUGUGGCCACAGAAUCAAGAAAAUGAUUCAGAAAGAUGCUCACCAACACUGGCAGGUUUACUUCUACGUAUCGCCCUAUAGAAGGACCCUUCAGACCUUGCAGAACCUCGCUCGUCCCUUCCAACGCUCCAGAAUCGCUGGAUUCAGAGAGGAGCCUCGUAUUCGGGAACAAGAUUUCGGAAACUUUCAAAACAGAGAAAAGAUGCGAGUGGAAAAGGCAUUACGUCAGCUUUAUGGUCGUUUCUUUUACCGAUUUCCAGAUGGAGAAUCGGCUGCUGAUGUAUAUGAUAGAAUCACAGGAUUCAGAGAAACGCUGAGAACAGAUAUUAAUAUUGGACGGUAUCAGCCACCUGGGGAUAAGAAAACAGAGAUGAACCUGGUGAUCGUGUCGCACGGUCUAACACUUAGAGUUUUUCUGAUGAGGUGGUACAAGUGGACGGUCCAACAGUUCGAGGGUCUCCACAACAUGGGCAACGGAAAUAUGCUUGUCAUGGAAAAGGGUUAUGGUGGAAGGUAUAGCUUGCUGAUGCAUCAUGAUGAAGAAGAGCUGAGACGGUUUGGAUUGACUGAUGAAAUGCUGAUUGAUCAGGAGUGGCAUAAAGUUGCGAAGCCUGCUGAUCUGAAUUACGAUUGUCCAAUGGUAAAUUCCUUCUUUCCUCACCUCCGCGAAGAAACAAGCAGGUGUGAACAGGGAGCGUGAUCAAGUUUAUAACAACUUCACAGUCUAUGCACAGGGUACAAAACAUAAUCUAAUAGCAGAAAAAAGUUGUACCCAUGAAAUUAAAAAUAAAUAAAUAAAGGAAGAAUUAGAGUAUGGAAUAUGAUGCUGAAUACAGAUUACAGUUCCCGUA
Molecule: messenger RNA, 1387 nt
Organism: Cajanus cajan (pigeon pea)
Lineage: Eukaryota; Viridiplantae; Streptophyta; Magnoliopsida; Fabales; Fabaceae
Product: phosphoglycerate mutase-like protein AT74H
Molecular function (GO): catalytic activity
Source: RefSeq, a predicted model, not a curated record